This is a messenger RNA of Brenthis ino (lesser marbled fritillary), 312 nucleotides long. NCBI's taxonomy places the organism in Eukaryota, Metazoa, Arthropoda, Insecta, Lepidoptera, Nymphalidae. The record is from the annotation of a GenBank genome assembly.
AUGAGGCCCGCGGUGAGCACACGUCGCGGGGCGGGCAAGCGCGCGGGCGGCGCGGGGGUGCGGGGGAGGGUGUUUGCACCGCGUUUGAUCGGCGCCGCCGCUUUGACAAUUAUUAAAAUUUGCCUCGUACCUCUCGGGUCUCAUCUUUUUCCGUCGCCUCGAUUACGCCACGGGAAAGAGAGAGUUACCGUGGACGAUCGUGCAGCAACUAACGAUUACUCUAACACCGUAAACCACAGUUUAAUGUAUCUACCUGGUCUGGCAUCAAUGAUGGAAGUGAGUUGGUCGACAGCGCUAAUGGAGUUCAACGGU